This is a messenger RNA of Periconia digitata, 1968 nucleotides long. The record is from the annotation of a GenBank genome assembly. NCBI's taxonomy places the organism in Eukaryota, Fungi, Ascomycota, Dothideomycetes, Pleosporales, Periconiaceae.
AUGGUCCAUUUCAAUGACCAAAUGGCAGGUUCAGAUCACAGCAGUGAAGCUACCCAGCUCCCCGAGAAACCCGAAGGCGAGGUGAUCGUCACCAAGACUUACACUAAACUCCCUAGACGUCAAUGGACGUUGAUAGCAGUCACUGCAUUGCUGCAUGUCUUGCUCUGGAGUUCUUCGAUGAGUUUAGGUGUCACCAUAUUCCAGCUUGUGUCUGACCCAAAUGACACAACCAAUCUGGCAUCUCAGACUCUGACAUUGACAUCUUCCAUUGCAACUCUGGCAUAUGUGUUACUUCACACAAUCUUUUCUUUGAAGCAACGAGCAUGGAGACAUGAGAGACGCCGCCCAUCUAUCGAAAGGACGACUUAUGUUGCCGUCCGGUUCGCAGUGACUCUAUGUAUCCUCUGGCUUCUCACCACUGGUUGGAACAUGAUCAUUGUAGCUCGCCAGCCGACAUGUUUGCCAAAGAGCAACGGACUCGAUGGAUGGGAGGCAGGCCCUACGUGCCACGCAAAUCGUAUCGGAGUUGCUUCCUCUACGAUCGCACUCAUAUCAUCGUUCACUUUGUUCUACAUGCUCGCCACGGUACCUCGUCCUUUCGAGUCGCAUCUGUUCAAAUACAGCAACAAGCUCCCCUCGACACCAAACAACCUGACCCCAGGUACUUCCCGCCGUCCGUCACCAUCACUUAGCCCGACUUCGGCCCUCGAAAAGCACCGCACGCAUGGCUCGGUAUCCACACAUUUACGCAGCCCUUCAAUCCUGUCCUCUACCACCGAUAUCGACACAUUGGACUUGAACUCGACUUCACCAACGUCCACCAUCAAAGCUCCAUCACCUAUCCGUCCAGGGUUAGGUAUCUUCACAUCGAACGAGCAACCGCCACCUCUCCCACCGGCAUUUAUCAUGUCAGCACGAGCAUCGUCCUCAAAUCUCGAAACACAGUCUCUCGCCCCUUCAGCAUCUACCCAACACCUGCCCCUGCCCUCGCACAUACACAACUCAGCCCUGCCACCAGGUUUCGUGCCGAUCCCUCUAUCCGCGCCAUUACCACCUUCCUCGUGGCGUGCGAUGCACCCUUCAUCGCCCAGUCUACCAGCUGCAUCCCGCUCUUCUCCACAUAUCCCCAAUACGAACAGAGGCGCUAACGUGGGAUACUACAAACCACAUUUCUCUCGUUCCUCGAUAUCUCUUACUCGCCCUCAUCGCCUGAGUGGAGUUACUCCUGCCACAAGUGUCGCAUGGAGCUCGCGGAGCGGAUCUACAGGACCCGAUAGCGAAGCCGUUGCAAGCUCGUCUUCAGGGACUGGCAAUAGUGUCAGCAAUCACACCGGAGCUGUAAACCAUACCACAAUGCUGAGCGAGAAUGCGUAUGCGUUUACUCUCAAUGGUAUACCGAUUGAAGGGGCAGGAUCGUCGCCCCCGCCUUCUACGAGUAUCAAGGGAAAAGAAUGGGUGGUUGUAGGGCAUCAUCGAACAGUCAGCGCUCCUGAUACUACUAGUGGCGGCCAGCAACGACCGAUUCAGCAACAGCAGGUAUCUCGGGAUCUGGAGGGCAAGGUUCGGAAAAGCGCGAGCCGGAGAUCCCGGAUUGAGAAUAACAGUACGCCUGCUAUAGACGUUAGUGCAAGCUCUAGAAGCAGCGAGGAGUCGCAAUCGCAGUCGCGGACUCCAGAUUUAUCUCAUACAAUAAAAAGAAAGCCAUUGGACCGCACUGCGUCGAUGAAUGGAAUCAACAUCACGCAGUCGCAGGAUGUCCCAGUUCCGAAACUGAACGUACGGAAAUCGCGUUCGCAGAGUACAAUCGGCUAUACCUACCAAUCUACCACGAGGACGCUGAAAAGCGCUUCGAGGAGCAGCCAUCACCGACUGGGACGGAGUACGUCCAGUGGAAGCAGGGAUGAGCAUGGCCCGCUGACAUUCGAGCAGGUUAAGAAUAAACCUUUACCUAGAAUAGCCGCGCUUUGA